Messenger RNA from Boeremia exigua, 1708 nucleotides. RefSeq lists its product as uncharacterized. Lineage: Eukaryota; Fungi; Ascomycota; Dothideomycetes; Pleosporales; Didymellaceae. Gene Ontology annotation, biological process: regulation of transcription by RNA polymerase II; DNA-templated transcription. The transcript has 5 exons. The record is from RefSeq and is a predicted model, not a curated record. Gene Ontology annotation, molecular function: RNA polymerase II cis-regulatory region sequence-specific DNA binding; zinc ion binding; DNA-binding transcription factor activity, RNA polymerase II-specific. The annotation marks the transcript as partial. Gene Ontology annotation, cellular component: chromatin.
CUCGAACCCAUGUCGCAUCAAUGUUCCACUUGCAACAAGUCCUACUCUACAUCGAGUCACCUAGCUCGACACAAUAUUACCCAUCAGCCCGACCGUCAAUUCCAGUGCCCUUUUUGCUCAAAGCGCCAUACCCGACAGGAUAUUGCGCGCCGUCAUGCUGAGAGAUGCUCGAAACGUCAAGGACGACCCGUGACAAAAUCUUCUGGCCGUGGCCAACCUCGAAAAGCUUGUGAUAGAUGCGCAAGCACAAAAUUAUCAUGCGACAAAACCAGUCCAUGUACUGCGUGCGUGAAGGCUAGUUUUCAAUGCUCACACACCCGCCUACAAACGUGUCUGACCGCCACAAAUGCAUCUGGCUAUCCUUUGGGCGUUCCGGAAGUGUCGAAUGAGAAGUCUAUGGGUGAAACUACGCGAGUUCCAUUCUUCCUGAGUUAUGCUACUGCUCAACCUGGCGACCCGAAAGACUUCGCACAGGCGCUUGAGACCCUGAAGGAAGCCAGCAACGGGACUACAGCGGAUGAAGAACUUGAUCGAAAUCAAGUGUUCUCCCAAGCGAUUCCGAUGUUUGUGCCAUUUUUUCCGGCAGAAUUAUUUCAUUAUGAUGUCCCACAUGAAUCCUACUCAUCAGAUAUCAUAACACAAGGUCUACACACCCCAGACCUGUACGAUGAAAUCUUCCGGCGUCGGGCAGGGGAGUUGAUUCACCUUGUCGAAAACGCGGGUAGAACAGCGAGCCGUCCCCCCUCAGAUACAGUUGCGAUGCUACUGACCCCCGGUAACCUGGCACUUUGCGUAGAAAGCUUCUUCCGCAACGCAUACAGACAUGUUCCGAUAGUUCAUCCCCCGUCGUUCAGUUCCACCAGUGCAGAGUUGCCACUUUUGCUUGGGGUGUUUGUCGUCGGCGCAGUUUGGUCAUAUCCGCGGGACACCUAUUUCAUGGUGCUUGACAUCGUCGAGUUGAUCGAAGAAUGUAUCUUCGGCGGAAACGAUUUCCAGGAGCUACUAGAUCCAAUCCCGGAAGGCUCUAGGACAACCUCGCCACGCAUGUUAUCUCUUCUACAAGCUGCUACGAUGUUAGUGUCAAUUAGUUUUGCCUUCCCUAAUCUUGUUCACCGGCGGCGUUUUCGCGAACAGAGAUUCUCCGACCUAAUUUCAGCCAUACGCCUGCUUCAAGGUGACGGCACAAUUAGUAGAUUGACCAAACUGACUGAGGCUGCGACCUCUUUCGACUGGAAGGAGUAUAUUGUGAAGGAGUCUUACAAUCGAGUCAUUUAUUACACAUACCUACUGGAUUGCCACAUCUCAAUCUUGCACGCAACACUGCCACGGUUAUCGGUCGUGGAGAUGAAGGCUUCUUUGCCGUCAAACGAGUCCGCAUUUGGGUCAACGGAUGCUGAGACGUGUCUAGACAAGUUGAAAAGCCUGAGCUGAACUCCAUCCCAGAGUCUUCUAGACGUCAUCCAAUGUUUGACGGGGUCCGAUUCUGAAAGUCGAGACCUAUCAAUGUUAACGGCGUUUCCGUUGUUCUUGAUCGUAGGAACAAUUUUAACCAUGAUCUACACAUCCAAGGUGCAGUUAAUUGGAACAUCUGAGACCAUGCGCUUUGAGCGCGCACUUGAUCGCUGGAAAGAAACAUGGGUCCUCUCACAGCAGGCUGAUGCGUCUCCAAAACAGAACGGAUUCAUGAUCCACGCCGAGGAAGUAUGGC